CUUGUCUAAGAAAUUUAAAAGCUAUUGCUGUCUCCAGCCACGAUACCUAACUUUAAUCACUUCACAAGUAACGAUCGUGUAUUCAUCUCUUAGUGUUCAAUCACUAUCGUACUUAACCCCGCCUAAUCGGUACCCUCCAGUCUCUAAUCCAAUCACUUUGCGCACCAUUAACGAACUUAGCCAACAUGCCGACGACACAACCCCCAAAGGUUAUUUUCGGAAGCAAUCCCUUCUUUGGAGGCGAUCGCGAUACCCACGAGAAAUGGCUUGAUUUUCUUCAGGAAAAUGGCAUUGAGACCAUCGACACGGCUCAAGUUUACGCCGAGUCAGAAGUGAAUCUCGGCAAUAUCAAUGCACCAUCGCGUUUUACCGUAGAUACAAAGGCUGCAGCUGGCUUCGGCAAACCUGCCACCAAGGAUGUUAUUCUAAAGUCAGGCCAUGAGAGUCUGAAGAAGCUCAACACUCAAAGCGUUGAUAUCUACUACCUGCAUACCCCUGAUCGCCGGGUGUCGCUCGAGGAAACACUCGAGGGCGUCAACGAGCUAUACAAGGAAGGCGCAUUCAAACGUUUCGGCAUCUCCAAUUUCCUGGCCCAUGAGAUUGAAGAGGUCGUUCGCAUUACCAAGGAGCGCGGCUGGGUCCGCCCAUCCGUCUACCAGGGCAACUAUUCGGCAAUAGCCCGUCGUACCGAGACAGAGAUCCUACCUGUCCUCCGCAAGCACCGGAUCAUAUUCUACGCAUAUAGCCCGAUCGCUGGCGGUUUCCUUGCCAAGACCAAGGAGACUUUGACCUCCACCCAGCGCUGGGAUCCCGAGUCGGCCCUCGGCAAACUCUAUAUCGCGUUGUAUCAUAGGCCCAGCUACCUUAAAGCUCUGAACACCUGGGGCCAGAUCGCCAAGGAUGAGAGGAUUUCGCAGAGUGAGCUGGCAUACCGCUGGGCUGUCCACAACUCGAGUCUGCGAGGAGAUUUGGGUGACGCCAUCAUUAUCGGUGCGUCGAAGAUUGAUCAUUUCCGAGAAACCCUCAAUUGGAUCAAGAAAGGGCCAUUAAGCAGUGAUACAGCCAAGAGAAUUGACGAGAUCUGGGAGUCCAUCAAAGACGAAGCCCCAUUGAACAAUGCGGGCGAUCUUUGAAUUCAUAAUGGAUCAUGUCGGCCUUCGGAACGUCUGUACGGUCGGGCCGUCGUCGCAUUGAAGGGACUUCGACAUCUAGACAGCACAAUACUUAGUGACUUGCCAAAGAGCAUUACAUGCAUUAAUUGAUUAAUCGCCCAAUAA
Messenger RNA from Truncatella angustata, 1277 nucleotides. RefSeq names its product aldehyde reductase. NCBI's taxonomy places the organism in Eukaryota, Fungi, Ascomycota, Sordariomycetes, Amphisphaeriales, Sporocadaceae. The coding region runs from base 186 to 1133 and encodes 315 amino acids. Gene Ontology annotation, molecular function: oxidoreductase activity. The record is from RefSeq and is a predicted model, not a curated record. The transcript is spliced from 2 exons.